Messenger RNA from Artibeus jamaicensis (Jamaican fruit-eating bat), 2108 nucleotides. It is a transcript of the gene CASP10, whose product is annotated as caspase 10. Gene Ontology annotation, molecular function: protein binding; cysteine-type endopeptidase activity. The transcript is spliced from 8 exons. The record is from RefSeq and is a predicted model, not a curated record. Gene Ontology annotation, biological process: proteolysis; negative regulation of extrinsic apoptotic signaling pathway via death domain receptors. NCBI's taxonomy places the organism in Eukaryota, Metazoa, Chordata, Mammalia, Chiroptera, Phyllostomidae. Bases 549 to 2015 code for a protein of 488 amino acids.
GUUUGUUUAUUUGUACCUGGACUUAUUGAGAAAAGAUUAAGAUGGCUUACUACUAUUCAUGGGCUUCUGGGUUUUAUUUUAAAACUUAAGUGAAUCUGGGGAAGGAGGUGGUUGAAAAAAUGGACACUUUCCUCUUUGACUGAGGGAGGGAGGUGAGUGACCCAAGGGGAAGGUCAGAACACAAGUGCCUUCUAGGAGUUCAUUUGUAAGAGAGACCCCCUUUACCAGGGAAACAGGUCCUGAGCUCUAAUGUGGGAAAGUUGCGGUCAUGCCUUUAGAAGGCGCUGUUUCAUUAGGAUCAUCCUAAUGCCAGGGGCGGGAUGGGAAAGUCAGCGGUGACAUCAGCAGGAAACCAAUCUCAAGCCUGAUCCGGUUUUCAUUUCCAUAGCCAGCAACAAGUCUUAAGUUUUCUCCCGCGUCAAUUGGAACUUUCUUAGGACUUGGAGCACACAGAGGAUUCUAAUUUCUUCAAAACUUUGUUUUCAGGCAAUAUCCCUAAGAACCACUUGCCUCCAGAGGAUCAGUGGAAUUUCAUUUGAAGACUGGCCAUGUCAGUUCAAGGUCAAAAUUGGAUUUCCAGUGCAUUUGAUAAUAGUGCAGGGAACUUUCGCAGAAGGCUACUGGCUAUUGAUUCACAGCUGGGAGAUAAAGAAGUAGAACAAUUAAAGUUUCUCUGCCAAGAUUUCAUCUCCCAGAAAAAGCUGGAGAGGUCCAGCUCAGCCUUAGAUGUUUUUGAACUUCUCAUGACAAAGGAGCUGCUGAGUGAGCAAGAGCCCUUCUUCCUAGCAGAACUCCUCUACACCAUGAAGCAGCCCUUACUGCUGAAGCACCUCAACUACACCAAAGAGCAAGUACGGAUUUUGCUGCCCACUCUGAAGAAGGUCUCUCCAUUCAGAAACCUACUCUACGAACUGUCUGAAAGCAUCGACUCGGAUAUCUUAAAGGAAAUGACAUUCAUUGUGAAGGAAUCGUUACCCAAUAUCCAGCUGACCUCUCUAAGUUUCCUGGGACACCUGGAGAAACAAGCUCUAAUAGAUGCAGAUAAUCUGGUGUUACUGGAGAAUCUCUGCUCAGCUGUUGUACCUAAACUUACGGAAAAGAUAGAAAUAUAUAAAAAAGAGAAAGAAGCUGAGCAAAGGCAGCUGCGGGCCAAUGAAGUAGCAGCUUUCGAGGGGUGUGUCCCAGUGGCAGAGGAAGCCAACGGGGGCCGGAAGGAAGAAAUAUUUUCUGGUUCAGAUGUUGAGCAAUUCCGUCAAGCCUUACCGGAGAAAGCUGUGUAUAAGAUGGAUCGUAAACGUAGAGGCCAGUGUGUUGUUAUCAACAACCAGAAGUUCACUUCCCUGAAAGAAAGACGAGGGACCCAAAAAGAUGCUGACUGCCUGAAGCGUGUGUUUCAGUGGCUUGGGUUCUCCGUAGAUAUACAUGUUGAUGUGACUAAAUCACAACUGGAGGAGCUUCUGAAAAUGUAUCAGAAUCAUUCAGGCCAUGCUGAAGGAGACUGCUUUGUGUUCUGUGUUCUGACCCAUGGGAAAUAUGGAGCUGUCUACUCUUCAGAUGAGGUCCUCAUUCCCAUUAGAGAGAUCAUGUCGCACUUCACAGCCCAUCAGUGCCCUGCUCUGGCUAGCAAACCCAAACUCUUUUUCAUCCAGGCCUGUCAAGGUGAAGAGAUACAAUCUUCUGUAUGCAUUGAGGUAGAUGCUGUAGAUCCCAACUCAACACACCCUCCCCUUCAGGACAGUGUUCCUGUUGAGGCGGAUUUCCUUCUCGGUCUGGCCACUGUCCCUGGCUAUGUGUCCUUUCGUCAUACCACAGAAGGCAGCUGGUAUAUUCAAUCUCUGUGCAAUUAUUUGAAGGACUGGGUCCCAAGACAUCAAGAUAUCUUAUCCAUCCUCACUGCUGUCAAUGAUGAUGUGAGUCGACGAGGAGGAACAAAGAAACAGAUGCCUCAACCAGUUUUCACACUACGUAAAAAAGUUAUAUUCCCUGUGCCACAGGAAGAACUUUUAUUAUGGUAGAGAGUUUUCAUUGACUCUUAGACUUGAAAGGAACUUUCUCUUCCAACUUCCAACCGAGCUUAGGAAAUCAUUGAUAGAUAGUGAGCUGGCCUC